Molecule: messenger RNA, 5067 nt
Organism: Cinara cedri
Lineage: Eukaryota; Metazoa; Arthropoda; Insecta; Hemiptera; Aphididae
Source: the annotation of a GenBank genome assembly
GACAAUUUUAACUUGCCAAUAGAAGUGUACUUACGAUGUACUGCCACAGGAACUCGGACGUGGACUUAAUUAAGUCGAAAAUGUCUGCUUUGGAUUCGACAAUGGGAUGACGAUGAACAAUCAGUAUCUCCCGUAAUUACUGUAAAUAUUAAAUAAAUUACCAUGAACUGUUAAAAAACUAACACACUGAGACGAAAAGAAAAAACGUUGAUCCCUUGUAAAAGUAAACACGACACAAGUAGAAACUGGACGAAAACAACGUGAAUAAAAAAUGGACACGGAACGAUGAAAUAUCCAAUGAAAAUCCUUAAUGCACUAUUGCCAACUGACUAUUUGUUGAUACUAUAAUUGUUAUUGGAGAUAUUUGGCAUUGGAUAACCUGUAUCACUCAAUAAGUAUUAAUUCGUUGAUAGCAUGGUACACUAUACAUACAAAAUAAACAAAAUAUUUUGUCGUUUAUCAGUUGACCACAUUUUAUGGCCGAAAAUCAAAAUACUGAAAUAGUUAAAUACUAAAUUGAGUAAAUUGCAGUUAGUUGAAUUGUUGGUUUGAUUGAUCAUUACCAUGUCAUCAGACGAAGAAAUAUGUUCGGAUUAUGAAAUAUGUACAGACGACGAAGGGAUCCCGUCUAGUGAAGUAUUAUCCGAAAGAGAAAACAACUCUGACCAAGGAUUAUCCGACGAAAGUGAAAUAGAAGACGAUGAAUCCAAUGUGGAUAAUGAUGACAAAGAGUUGAUAAUUGGAUCCAGGUAUAUUUAGUUAUAAUAGUUAUGACUAUUUCGUUUAACCUUUGAAAGGGUGUGCUGUUGUAAAUAAUACUAAUACUAUAAAUACUAAGUUUUGUAUUUAUUUAUUUAUUUUGCAUAUAUUCUAUUUUUAUCUUAUCGGCAGUCAUAGGUAUUCCUCGAAAAUGUUUUAUCCUUCCACUGUAUAAACUUAGUUUUUUACCUAUAUUUUAGAUUAACUAAAGUAUUUCAAUUUUCCUUCACUUUAUCUCCGACAAGUCAACAUAAACAUAUUGCGUUAUCGCUAAAUACAUUACACAUUGUUCCGUGUAAUUUAUUAUUUUUUAUUUGUGGAGUUUUAUCACAAUUAUUGGAUUAUAUCACCAAUUUUUCAUAUUAUAUAUUAAUAUUUGAUAUGUGUAUGAUUGUUAUAAGAUAUUAGGAUUGUAAAAAUUUCAAUGCGCGACUACUCUUAUUAAAGAUAAUAGCAUUUCUGCUCGAAAAGGUAAAGUAUGUUGAAUAACUAACCAUAUACAGUUAUUCGGUUCAUGGAUUACAGUAUACUUGUAUAAAUAAAAAUGUAUGAUUAUUUUACAUACUCCUUUGAAUUCCAUUGAAUAAAAUAUCUUACUAAAGUAGUAUAUAUCAAUAUAUAGCUUAUAUUAAAUUUCAUAGAUGGGGGAGGGGUAUCAACAUUUUUUGAUUAACUUAUGUGCACAUAAUUUUGUAUUUCAAAGUGUUAGUAAAUUACUAUACUUUCAAAAAUAUUGUAGGUGAGGUAUGUACUAGAUAAUAUAUUGAAUCAUUAAACUGUACUAAGGUCUGUUUUGGGAUUUUAAUUAAUACAAAAAUUAAGUUACAUAAUACUUUUUAUAGCUUGCCUAUAAGCUAUCAAUUUUGAAGCAUGGUAGAUUUGAAAUAAAGAAUAAGUUCUAAAUUAGUUUUAAAUUAAUACAUAGGUAAAAAACUAAAAAUAGCUACAGUGAAUGAAAAAUCAAAAUACCACACUGAAUAAAAUAAUAUGAAAUUAUGUUAGGUAAUAUAAUCUUUGGAAUUUAUUAAGUAUUUACCUAUAAAUAGCCAAAGGUAGAUGGGUAGACCAAUAAUUUUCAAUCAAAGUUAUACCUAACUCCAUGUACAAUUUGCACAUUUUUUAAUUUGAUAAAUUUUAUUAGUCAAACAGAUAUGGGGAAAGCAGUUGCUGUUCAAACACAAAUAAGUGAGUAUAGUGAUCUCAAUUUUAUUAAUUUUUUUAUUAAAAUAAAAUUAUAUUCUGUACCUAUCUAAUUUUCUAGAUCUAUAUGAUAAUUUGUUACUUACUCGAAUUAAGCUUCAAAAAUGUCUCGUAGCUGCCAAUAGACUACCACAACCUGAGAAACAGAUUUCAUCUAUUGAAUCUGUCGAUAACAGUGAAACUAUAAAGUCAUUAGAAAAAUUUUUGGAUACAUUAUUAAAUUUAAAAGUUAAUUUACUUUCAAACAAUAACGAUUUUUUGAAAACUAUGUAAGAUUUUAUUAUCAAGUGAAAUUAAUGUAUAUUAUUAAUUAUUAAUAAUUAUUUAAACAGUGAUAAAGAUUCAUUCACAAGUAAGGUGAACAAACAUAGAGGAUCUGAAUAUGUUUUACAAGAAAGUCAUGAAACAUUCAAACUCUAUAGAAACGAGACUAUUCGAUUUUGGAAUGAACGAACUAAACUUGCAUCGGGAAAAGCUGCAAAAACUGAUUUUUCAGCUUUUGAUCAACCAACUUUAUCACAAAUCGAACAAAUAAUGUCUGAUAAGAAUAGGUUAAUUGAACGUACUCAAACUAAACGGUCUAAGUAUGAUAUUGUGGGUGAUCCAGAAACAAUAAAAAUGGAUAUUGAUCCAGAAAUAUUUGAUGAUGAUGAUUUCUAUCACAAAUUACUGAGAGAUUAUAUCGAAAAAAAAUCUGCUGAUGUCACACAUCCUAAUCAACUAGGGAAGUUAGUAGUGUAUUUUUAAUAUAAUAUUGUAUGAUAUAUAAUAAUAAAUUAAAUCUUUUCAGACAAUGGUUACAACUACAGAAACUACGGAGUAAAAUGAAACGUAAAAUUGAUACCAGAUCAACUAAAGGAAGGAAACUUAGAUAUACCGUUCACACAAAGUUAAUAAAUUUCAUGGCACCAAAUGAUCAAUUAUCAUGGUCAGAAGAAGCCAAACGGGAUAUAUAUAGUUCUUUAUUUGGUAAAAAAAGUAUAACCUCAGUAAAAUAAAUGUUACUUAAUACUUGAUUAUUUGUGUAUAACAAAAUAAUUGAAUUCUGUACAUUGAAAUAAGAUUUAAAAUAAAUAUAUUUUAUUAUUAAAAAAAAAAAUAAUAAUACAAACAAUCUAUACAAACAUGGUGUAAUAAGUAAGUCUAAUGGCUAAUCAGACAAAUAUAUCUAGUUUAAAUAAUAUCCCUUACAUAUUUAUUGAACUUAUAGAAUUUACAGAAAUUAGUAUCUGUAAAACGUUAUAUUGCUUUUUUUUUUAUUUCAUUCUUAUUUUAUGAGUAAAUUUACUUUUGAUUUUUAAAUGGCAACCUAUGUUAAAAAUUUCAUAGAUUACGAGAGUAGUGGUACAUCAUUUUUCUGGUAGAUUGCGCGACAUCUUAAUAGUGUACCACCACUCCCUCGCCAAUACUUAAAAGUGGAAUAGGUAUUUCAUCAAUGGGUUGAUGGAAAUUAAAAAUUACAACACCAAAAAAUAAAUACUAAUUUAUUUAUAGAAGUAUUAAUAUAGAUUCCUAUUUGAAAAUUAAAAGUAGGUAGUGGUUUUACCCUCUAAGAGAAGUGAUAAAAAAAAUAUUUUAGAGCUAUUUAUUUCUUGUAUGUUUAAAAAGAAUUAUGUUAUGUUGAUCACUCUUUAUGUAUACAAUCUUAGCUUUAUCGAGUUAAUUAAAAAAAACAUUUUUUUUUUAUUUAUUUCUAUUAUUUUCAAUUUUAUUAGUUUCUGUUGUUUUUCUUUACACCAAUAAUUUUUUUUAUUUUUUUUUAUAACUAAAAUUGGGAUUAAACUACUUGAAAGUUAGUAUACAAGUAUAAUAUGUAUAGUUCUGUUAAAUUGAUGGUGUUACUUUAAUAUGUGGUUUUUCUAUGGAAAAUAAGUGGUCUUUCAUAAUUAGGUGUAUAAUUUUAAACAUGCAUACAAUUUCUUAAACACAGUAUUAGGUUUAGACCCACAGGCUAGUAUAUCUAUAUUACAUUUAAUGAAGAGCGUAAAGAGGCACUUGAGCUGACAAGCUAAGUUGGCAGACAGUAUUACACUCAUAUCCCGAUAACCUUCAAACUACUAUAAUAUUGUAGAAAGAAUUUUAACCAUUAAAUAUUAUAAAUAUAUGUAGAUUAUAUACCUACUGAAUUAGAAAUUUACUGGUAGUCCACAUAUUGCAAUACAAAUGUACUUAAUGCACUAUAAAUGUUUUCUAUAUUAUUUAGAUAUUAAAAUAGGUUAUUGUUUUUACAAUAAUUAAUAACUAUCUGUUAGAGCUGAAUUUGAUAUGUAAAUGCAGAUUGAAAUAUUAUUAUUUAUAUUUUGUAAUUUAUGUUCAUACAAAUAUUAAAAAGAUAGUGAAAACUCCAUAAACACUAAGAAGAUGAAUAAAUACAAAUGAUAAUAAUAUGCUGUCAUAGAUAAAAAUUGAUAUCAUAAUUAGGAUAUAUUUGUUAGGAAUAAAAUAUCAAUAAAAAGUUUUUCUGAUUCUGUACAUACAUUUAAAACUUAAUUUCUGGAUGGGCUGGUAUAUUGCUCUUAUUUAAAUUAUUGAAAUAGCAAUGUUGCAAUGCAUCUCUUGCAUUAAUUCGUUGGCUUGGGUCAUAAAAUAACAUUUUCUAAAAUCAAAAAAUUAUAUUAAUAAUAUAAUAAUUAUUUGUUAAGAGCUGAUUGUUUGAAAUCACCUGCAUCAAGUCCACUCCAUCAAUACUAAGAUUUUCAACAGAAUGUUUUAACACAUUGUCAUUCCAUUGUGGGAAUGUUGGUUUAAAAUCCUUAAGUUGUGAAACUCCUGGCCAUGUACCUUCAUUUGGAGUACCCAAAAUCCUAUACAAUUGAAUUAAUUACUUAAUAAUAGUAAUAACUGGAUGAAAUAAUUAAUUAUAUUUACUUUUUAAAAGUUUUGCAUUAAAAUAAUAAUAAUAAUAAUAUUAAUUUUAAAUAAAGAUAAAUAUUACCUAAAAAUAUGAAAUAAUUGAUCAAUUUCAGAAUCUCCACGAAAUAAUGGUUUCCCUUCUGCCAUUUCUGCAAAUAUACAAGCUAUUGACCAAACAUCUAUUGGGCAGCCAUAACGCUGUGUGUUUAAUAAUAUUUCAGGAGCCCUAUACCACAAAGUUACAACCUUAAAAAA